Molecule: messenger RNA, 1213 nt
Organism: Physeter macrocephalus (sperm whale)
Lineage: Eukaryota; Metazoa; Chordata; Mammalia; Artiodactyla; Physeteridae
Product: L-gulonolactone oxidase
Exons: 4
Cellular component (GO): membrane
Molecular function (GO): D-arabinono-1,4-lactone oxidase activity
Source: RefSeq, a predicted model, not a curated record
GCCCCUCUGCCCUGCCCCCACCAGCACCUUCCUGCCAGGCCUCGUGGGCUGGAUCAACCGCUUUUUCUUCUGGCUCCUGUUCAAUGGGAAGAAGGAAAACUGCAACCGCAGCCACAAGAUCUUCACCUACGAGUGCCGCUUCAAGCAACACGUGCAGGACUGGGCCAUCCCCAGAGAGAAGACCAAGGAGGCCCUGCUGGAGCUGAAGGCCAUGCUGGAGGCGCACCCCAAGGUGGUGGCCCACUACCCCGUGGAGGUGCGUUUCAGCCGGGGGGACGACGUCCUGCUGAGCCCCUGCUUCCAGCGCGACAGCUGCUACAUGAACAUCAUCAUGUACAGGCCCUACGGCAAGGACGUGCCGCGGCUGGACUACUGGCUGGCCUACGAGACCAUCAUGAAGAAGGUGGGGGGCAGGCCCCACUGGGCCAAGGCCCACAACUGCACCCGGAAGGACUUUGAGAACAUGUACCCCGCCUUUCCGAAGUUCUGUGCCAUCCGAGAAAAGCUGGACCCCUCGGGCAUGUUCCUGAAUGCGUAUCUGGAGAAGGUGUUCUACUGAAGCACAAACAGAAAUCAAGUCGAGCCCACCCCAUCCCAUCCCCCAGGCCCCCUCCCCAUGAGGUUGAAGGCUCAGGGUCCCUCCGGCCUGAUGGGGAGCAGACCUCUUCCCGCCAGCGCUCUGCCACGGUGCCCACAGCUGCUCUGGCCCAGAGUGAGGCGCCUGGAUCUGAGCAGCCCCCAUAUCCCUCACCCUCUCAGGAACCCCAUGAAAGGACGAGCACCAAACCCCCAUUUACCUCUUCAGCCGCAUCCUUUUAGCCCAAGCCUGCAAUCACAACAUCCUGUCUCCCAGAAGGCAGAGAAGCCCCCAAAUGUUCUGUGUCUAGGAGGUCAGGAUUCAGCCUUUCACAGGUUCCGCCUGCUGGUUGGGUGUCCGGAGCUCCAGGGAUCCCCCGCCUACCCUUGCAGGGAGGGGUCCCCCUGGCAUGUGUUUGGGCACAGAGGUCGUGUGUGCUGUGCUCUGCUUUCUUUCACUCUCGAGGGUCUUUCAGAUGCUCAGGUGCGCUCCCCCUGCCCUGGGACUGCCCUCUUCCAGAGGGUCCACCUGUCCAUCUGACCUCCCAUAGCCCGACCUACAGUGUGUCUAUUCCAGGGGAUGUUUGGGGAGUGGGACUCUCCUUGCCUUCUUUUUAAUAAAGGCCAAGAGUUCAUU